Messenger RNA from Candidula unifasciata, 1521 nucleotides. The record is from the annotation of a GenBank genome assembly. Lineage: Eukaryota; Metazoa; Mollusca; Gastropoda; Stylommatophora; Geomitridae.
AUGUCCAUCUACAUCGCUGUUCACUUCCUGAUAGACCAGAUCUACAACAGCCCAAAUAUAUCCAUUGUUGUCACUGUCAGUUCCCUCCUGCUGUGGUUGUCUAUUCGACGUCCUUAUGAUAUCCCUCCAAACCCUUGGUUUAUAUUUCCAAUCAUCGGGCACAGACCACUUCUGCGUGGAGAUUCUAUCCAGUGUCUGCGCCGGCUGCGGAAGGAUCUUGGGGAGGUGUUCAGUGUGUACAUCGAUGCUCAGCUGGUGAUUGUGGUCAAUGGUCUGGCUGCAAUUAAAGAAGCGUUUAUGACAAGAGGGGAGGAGUUUCACUGGAGGCCCAACACCAGAAUUUGUGAUCUCUUUCACUUUGGUGUUAUCUGUAACUCAGGCAGGGAGUGGAGGGAACAGCGCAGGGUCACAGAGUUGGGUCUACAACAUGUCAGCCCUGGUGUCCCGGUGUUUGUGCGCAGAGAGGCUGCACAUCUGACCUCUGCUUUGCAAGAGGAAGAGGGAAAGCCAAUGGAUCCUAAGAUGAUUCUCCAUGCUGCUGUUUUCAAUUCCCUGACCUCGUUCAUCUUUUCCCGGCGCCUGGACUACAAAGACACUCUCCUGGAGAAGGUUUUCACCAGGUUCAAGGAGAACCUAGAGCUGUUCUCUGACAGCAAGUUCCCCAACUUCUUCCCAUUCCAGAAAUUCCUUAUGGGGGAUUUCUUUGACGUGAAGUUCCUGAGGAUCAACAUGACCGAAAUCCAUCAGAAGGUGAUUAAUCCUGUCUUUGAGGAGCACAGGGAGGAGUACAGUGACGAGCAGGUCGUGGACUUCUUGGAUGUGUACCUGCGGGAGAUCAAGGCUAAUAAGAAUGUCAAGGGCACUACAGUCGAAGAGAAGAGUUGCCAGGCAGUUCUCUACGACCUCCUGUGGCAUGGUACAACAGUCACUGCAGCCACACUGUACUGGGCUGUGGUAUUUAUACUUCGACACCCUAAGGUGGCAGACAAGGCCAGGGAGGAACUAGCUGGUGUUUUUGCUAAACCAGAUGCUGCUGAUGGCCAGCCGGGAGUGGAGGGAAGCAAAGCCGCCACAGAUUAUCCUGCAUACUUCAAGGCUUUUGUUCAUGAGGUGCAGCGUUGUGCCAACAUCAGUCCUCUGUCCAUGGCCCAUGCUGUAGCCAAGGAAAAGUUUCUCAAAGGCUAUAGAAUACCCGGAGAUGCCGUAAUCUUACCCAGCCUCGAUUCCCUGAUGAUGGAUGAGGAUGUCUGGGGCGACCCCAGAGUCUUCCGACCGGAGAGGUUCAUUAACCCAGAAGGAAAGCUGUCUGUUCCACCAGAGUUCAUCCCCUUUUUCAUAGGUAUCCGAGGUUGUCCAGCAUCAGGCAUUGCUCAGACUAUUCUGUCAACCUUCCUGGCGUACAUUCUGUUCAACUUCAGCAUUGAACCAGAAGUGGCUGGCCAGCUGCCCUCCAUGGAGCGUAAGAAAGGCCUCAUUCCCAUGCCGCCAGACUUCAAAUCAAAAUUCCUUAUCAGAAGAUAA